CUUUUCCCUCGAAUAAUGAUACAUUCUGUAUACCGCUCAUCCUGCCUGAGUGUGAUAUGACAUUGUCCAUCAGGAAUUUCUCGCCAUGUUGGAAAAGAUCCCCUACCACCCCGCAGCCGCCCCAAGCCACCCAAAAGCCGCCGAAUGGACCCCUAAAUUCCUCUAUCGCGACCCGGCCGAUCCUCCGAAAGUCACCAUCCGCGAUGACUUCUACGGCACGAGAAGGAAGCUUCGCAUCGGUGUCCUCGGGGCGGGAAUCAGUGGGAUCGACUUCUUACACCAUCUGACGGAGAAUAUCCCGGCGGAGAGCUAUGAGGUCGUCGUCUAUGACAAGAAUGAAGACGUCGGUGGUGUGGUAUGUCGAUGGGUCUUGAUUUAUGUAUGAGGGUCUCGAUCAGUCGCUCACGGAUUGGCGGCGCAGUGGCAAUCGAAUCGCUACCCCGGCUGUAGAUGCGACCUUCCUGGUCCGACCUAUCAGUUCACAUGGAGAUAUAACGUCUGGUCCGAGUUUUACCCUGCCGCUGCAG
Molecule: messenger RNA, 527 nt
Organism: Dissoconium aciculare CBS 342.82
Lineage: Eukaryota; Fungi; Ascomycota; Dothideomycetes; Mycosphaerellales; Dissoconiaceae
Exons: 2
Coding region: 86-385 (99 amino acids)
Source: RefSeq, a predicted model, not a curated record